CGUCUUUGCGAGCUCUCUACAUAUCACCCACAUACCUAGGGUGUAGACUAAAUGAUUGUGAAAGACUUUGAAAGCAUUUUUGGUGUGCAUCUCUUGGAUAUAUAGACUGAUGUAAGUUUCUAGAUCUAGAUCUUCAAUUCAAAUGCAUACGUGUCAACUAUAUUAAAGUUUGAUAACAAUGAGUCGCUGUGAAGAAAUCCCGCAUAGAACUAUUUCCCAAAGUAUAAUUCAGUCUAUCGGAAAAUUUUGCAAAGAAGAUAACGCUGGUGACUUUGAGGUCAUCAUUGAAGGCGAGAGCAUCAAAUGUCACAGUCUUAUUCUCGCUUCAUGUUCGGAGUUUUUCGGAGGUUUGCUCAGAUCUAAUAUGAAAGAGAAACUAGAAAUGAAGGUUGACUUACCAAGCAUUUCCUUCAAGACUUUCCAGCUGAUUCUCGAGAUUCUAUACACCGGAUGUGAGUUGUUGACGAAAGACAAUGUCUUGGAUGUUUGGGCCGCAGUUCAUCAGCUUCAAAUUCAUUUCUUAGUUCAGCAUUGCGAGGAAUUUGUUUUGGAAAAUAUUUCAGUGGAAACAAUGGAUGCAAUCAAAAGACAAGCAGAUUUCCUUCAGUCUUACAAAGUUUCUGAAAAAAUUCUCCAGCAAAUGCUCGAGAACUUUUCAACGUUCAGGAAUACUGAAGCCUUUUUACGAUUAGAUUUUGAUGACAUUCUAAAACUGAUUGGAAAUGACCAGCUUAUCGUGAGUUCCGAAGAUUGUGUCUUAUUUUCAGUCUAUGAUUGGGUCAGUUACGGAGACUUGACAACUCCAAAACGUCAGGAAAUCGGUAAAAGUGCUAUGGAGAAAAACGUCCAGACUUUAGCCAAAAAAGAUGCUGACGGUGUCACUCAGGGCCUAGUUGAGGAUUCUGCAGAUAAAGAGACAGAACAAGAUGGCACACUAAUAUCGAAUCAAAUUCAAUCUAAUGAAAGGACGAAAUAUUUACUACAACUUUUAAAAGCCACCAGGUAUUGUCUUGGCUCUGAGUCCUGCAUCAAGAAACUGUUUUGGAAUAAAUUAACUCAGAGCAACACGGAGGUAAAAAAUGUUUUCUUCGAAACGUCUGUGUUCAAAAUUUCCAGCAAUCUCACCGGGUUUUGGCCGAACGCAGGCAUUCACCGUGAUUGCAGUUACCUGGAACACGUCGGUAUCACGAGUGGGUUUGUACUUGAGGCUUUUUCUUUUAAGCAAAACAAAUGGUCUCGGAUUCUUGAAGCUCGGACACUGGUCAGUUUGACAAAGUUAAUCAUUUUCAACGGUCAGCUGUACGGUUGCACAAGCGAUGAGUACGAGAGUGAAGUGUACCACUUUUUAAAUAAUAAAUGGGUCAGCGUGUUCCGUUCUUACAAUAAAAUAGAUCUGUUUUUGUCCCAUGAGAAAUGUAUUUACGCUAUAAGUCCAGAAAACAGCAGCAUUGAAAGAUUUCAGCCCCACAACCCAAUGGCGACGUUCGAAUAUUUAAACCAUGCUAUGGGAAACGCGGAGUACGCCAUGAGUUUCUAUCAGUACAUCCUCUUCUUUGAGACGCUGGAACACAGCAGCGCAGUGAAAACACGAGUCAUAAGUUGGGAUCCUGAGAAAAACGUCUGGACUCGUUUAGCUGAUUUAGAUUUCUCAGCAGACGAUAUGACAAGCUUUAGUGAUGAGCUAUACGGUUACGUCAUAGACGGAUCUGGACAUCUGUACCGAGUUGAGAAUUCUGAAACAGUUCAAUUCACAUUCAUAGAAAAGCUCUGGAAUGCGUAUCCUGUAUUGAAAGGGGCUGUUCUUUUUAAGGAAACGCUUUUCUUGUGCGGCUUCUUCCCACAAAAUCUGGAACACAAAAAAAAAGUAAAGAAUAACUUCUCUAUAGAAUUACUUUCAUUGGAAGUGUCUCUAUUUAGAAGGUCUAACUUCCUUCAUUUUCUGCUUCCAAAAACUCUCCUAAACCAACCCAACUGCGCUUUUUCUCAGACAGAUUAAAAAAAAAACCUCUACUGAACCAGCCCAGAGCGCAACUAAACGACUCGAAUUCAAUUCAAUCAUGAUCAUUUAACAUCGUGCUAGAGCUUUAAGGGAACAUGACCUAUGUAUUGUAUUCACUGGGAUCAUCAUUAUUUUCAAACAUAUUUCGUUUCGCUGCAACUAGAUUUUAGGUCUUACUUUUUAAACAAAUAUUCUGGGAACGUUUAUGACUGAAUUAAACGAGUUAUAUAAGGGUAUUUCGAUUCGUUUAAAAUGUUUAUGAUUUUAUCACUAAUUUCGGAAAAUGUUUAUUAUAUAAAGAUGUACACUGUAUCUCUUAUAUUUACAAUAAUAAAAGAAAAUGUUUAUUUUUUGCGUUA
Molecule: messenger RNA, 2358 nt
Organism: Biomphalaria glabrata
Lineage: Eukaryota; Metazoa; Mollusca; Gastropoda; Planorbidae
Exons: 2
Coding region: 179-1996 (605 amino acids)
Molecular function (GO): protein binding
Source: RefSeq, a predicted model, not a curated record